GACUGAAAUAACUGUUUGAAAGUGACUAUUUUAGUCUGUGACUGUGCAACCAUUCACCAACCCUCUGAAACACCCAAUACAGUCACAAAGCUGCUGUGGUUCUUGCUGAUAACCGCUUGUGUACAUUGCACUUUGACCAAUGUCACCGCAGGUUGUUUCAUGUGUUUCUGUCAGUCAGAGAGGAUUACACCUAACUGUCCUGCAGCUGCCAGCACCUGUUGCGUUUGACUGGUUUCCACAUCUGGAUUAAAGGAUUUCUUCUGGUUUGGAGGAUCUCCACUACCACCAUGUCAACAUCUGUACAGCUAGAGCCUGUCAUGGAGAGAAGGUAUGGAGGAGUUGGCCGAUGUAAGUGCUCGUUCUGGUUCGCAGUGGCCCACGACAUUCUCGGCGUGUUCAUCAUGAUGGUGGGGGUGUUUGGCGGGCUGGUUAUCCACGAUUUGUUCAUCUAUGCGGGGGCUAUCAUCAUCUUCCUCAGCCUGAUCUGGUGGGUGUUCUGGUACUCCGGGAACAUCGACGUACCACCCGAGGAGCUGGAGGACGACGUGGGCUUGGUGAAGCUCAAGAGCCGUGGACUCAGCCGGGCCGUGAGGCAAGUGUCAGACCGCUUCACCAGCAGGAUCAGGAACUCUUUCAGAAAGACCAACAGGUCUAUCAGAGAGGGCCCAGUGGGCAACAACAGACCUUCAAACAUGGGUACUGGUGUGUCGCUCUCCACUAUCUAUGACAGCACCAUUGCCUCCUCAUCUAAAGAACUCGUGAGAGAGACGUUGUCAAUAUGAACUAACCCAUUACAGGCUGUCAAUGACGCCAAGAGACACUGAACUUGGAUCUGUAUAUUUGUUGCCUUUACUCGUCAGUUCUGUUGACAGUGUGUUUGCCCUGCUAACAUGCGCUAGUAAUGAUUAGACAACACUGGAGUCUUGUCUAGAUAAGAUCCAAAUGUUCUUAUCUAGCUGAUAAGAUAUGAACUUUGCACACAAUACACAGUGUUGCAAAUGGCUCUGAUUACAACCGCAGCAUUCACAUCAUUCACUAGUUUGUAAUCAGUCACGUUUGGUUGAUUCACAGAUUUUGUGCUGACUGUAAAUAGAAAAAUAAAAGGUUAAAUGGCAGAUUUGUUAUGAUGAAGCUGGAUCUCAUUGUAUUGAUCUACAGUUGUGGUCAAAAGUUUGCAUACCCUUGAAGAAUUGGUAAUAUAUACACUAUGUGUAAAAAAAAAACAUGAGUGAGCAGGCAAAACACAUGUCUUUUAUCUCUUAUGGGAUUCACAUUGAACUGUAGGUCAUAACAGAAUGGCAUAAUCAUAAAACAUAACAUGGUAACAAAGAAAAAAAUUAACCGACCCCUGUUCAAAAAUCUACAUACCAUUAGUUCUUAAUACUGUGUAUUGCCACCUUCAGCAUCAAUGACAGCUUGCAGUCUUUUGUAAUAGUUGUCUAUGAGACCCUGAAUUCUUGCAGGUGGUAUAGCUGCCCAUUCAUCUUGGCAAAAUGCCUCCAGUUCAUGCACAGUCUUUGGUCGUCUUGCAUGAACAGCACAUUUGAGAUCUCUCCAGAGUGGCUCGAUGGCAUUAAGGUCAGGAGACUAUGAUGGCCACUCCAGAAGCUUCAAUUUUUUCUGCUAUAACCACUGCAGGGUCAACUUGGCCUUGUGCUUAGGGUCAUUAUCAUGCUGGAAAGUCCAAGAGCGUCCCAUGCGCAGCUUCUGUGCAGAAUAAUGCAAAUUGUCUGCCAGUAUGUUCUGAAAACAUGCUGCAUUCAUCUUGCCAUCAAUUUUCACAAGAUUCCCUGUGCCUUUAGAGCUCACCCCCCCCAAAAAAAAAUCAGUGAGGCAGCACCAUGCUUCACAAUGGGGAUGGUAUUCAGUUCACUAUAGGCCUUGUUGAACCCUCUCCAAACAUGGUUGUGACCAUAAAGCUCUAUUUUGGUCUCGUCACUCCAAAUUACAGUGUGCCAGAAGCUGUGAGGCGUGUCAAGGUGUUUUCAGGCAUAUUGUAACCGGGCUUUUUUGUGGCAUUGGCGCAGUAAAGGCUUCUUUCUGGCAACUUGACCAUGCAGCUCAUUUUUGUUCAAGUAUUGUUAUAUUGUGCUCCUUGCAACAACCACACCAUCUUUUUCCAGAGCAGCCUGUAUUUCUCCUGAUGUUACCCGUGGGUUCUUCUUUGUAUCCCGAAUAAUUCUUGCAGUUUUGGCUGAAAUCUUUCUUGGUCUACCUGACCUUGGCUUGGUAUCGAGAGAUCCAAGAAUUUUCCACUUCUUAAUAAGUGAUAAGUGUCCGUAACAAGGCCAAACAUUCAGGGGUAUCUCUGUUAUCAUUAUUGUUUAAAAAGCAGCCAAACAACUAUGUCUUCAUCUGAUCACUAUCCUUGAAUCAAAGACAUUUAUUUUGCAUGAUGACAUGAUGAGCCAUAUUUUCAAGAUUAAUGCCAAAAUUUAAAAGAUUCUGCCACGGUAUGCAAACUUUUGAGCACAACUGUAUGACCAGAACAUUUAUAGCUUUUAACUUUUUUUUAUUUCUAACUUUUUUUUAAAGGGCAUAAAAGGGCACUAGUGGAAAUCAACCAAAUACAGCCAGAAGGAAAAGUCGCACAGUUUUUACCUAUUCAUUUGAUCUAUGAAGAUUAAUUUAAACUUCAUAAUGUCUUUUUUAAAUUACACUCACUUUCACACCAAAUCAACACCUGGUGGAGCUCUGAGGUUUCGAGUCUCACUAUGUGCUUGUGUAUUUUGAAUGCAUGACGAUGACAAUGGCUUUCACAAUAUUUAUGGUACCCACACACCAAUCUGCAUCCAGGGGAAGUGACAAUAAGAGAAACACAGGGAAUCUGUAAGUGUUUCAUGAAAACACUCCUACGGUUUAGUUAAUGUUGUUAAAUAAUGUUGCUAUGCUUCUGUAUAAUAAAGAAUUAAACAGGAGAUGUUUGUGUUCGGGGCCGUAGCAACACCACCUCCCUAAGAAAUAUUUCACUCGCCACAAAAAAGUUAAAAUAUUCUGACUAUUUAACUUUUUAUUUAGUUAUUUAACAGUUAGAUUUUCUGUGAAAUGUAUUUCCCUACAUCCACCCCCCUGCGACCCUGUACGCAGGAUAAGCGGUUGACGAUGGUUGGAUGGAUGGAUGGAUGGUAUUUCCCUACAUGUUGCUUUCAAGGCUGUUUCAUAGCCAUAAUACCAAAUUCCUUUAUGUAAGAAAAGUACUCUCUAAAAUGUACUCUGUAUUUUUAACAAUAGGAUACAAACACAAGUAGAAGUGAAUUACACAAAUUCUUCUAUAUCAAGCAGUGUGAACUAAAGAGUUAUGCUUGCCUUUCUCUGGUUUAUGCCAGCGCUUUAACUAAAUGAUGUAUUUGUAUGUAAAAUGUCACAGGAACGCACAUCAGCAUUCACACACUUCCAAUCACUGAUGUUACGACCCGCUCUAUUUCCUGAGCCUUUAUUUUGUCGCAUAUAACAAAAGACAAAACUAACCAUGUAAAAGCAAAGCACAACAAGUAUGAUACUAUAAUUUCACAGACUAAAAGUGCCCAAUUCCUGUUCAGAGACUUUUCAAAAUAAACUCUUCAGUUACAAUUGUCCAAACUGUGGCAUCCAGGUAAAACAGAGUUGUCUGAAUCACGACAACCUCUUAUUCCAGCUCUGGUCGGACAAUAUCUCCAGUUUGUGAAACAUGUAAUAAAAAUCCAACACAGGCAUGCACAUGAAUACACAGACGCUAAAACCUUAGAUUAGAUAUGGCCAGACAGAUCAGAGUGCAGAUUUCAGCAGACUUAUCAGGUCAUCUGAUUAGCCCUGCAUGUGAUACCCAUAACUGUGUGCCUUUGUCUGAGUUAGUUGUAGGGAAGAAAAUUAAAUAUCAAAUAUAUUCUGUAGCUGUUCUCUAAUUGAAAAUUGUUUGUUCUGCUGGUUUAGCUUGUCAUUUGCUGCUUCCUUUUCCCCUCACAUCCUCUCCUCAUAGUGUAUACACUGUAGGACAGUUUCUUCAGCACCAAAGCCCCAGCUAAUCAUAAAUUCCAGAAAAACAAUUCUGGCAUUGACAUUUUAACAAGACUAAGAGUCUUGAGUGGUGCAUUGAGGCAAAUGCCUCAUCUUUACACUUCUUAGCUUAGUGUGUUAGCCUGCUAACAUUUGUGAAUUAGCAGUAAACACAAAGUACAGCUAAGGAUGAUGGGAAUGUCAUUAGUUUUGCAGGUAUUUGAUAGAAAGCGAAGUAUUGGACAAAUUGAAAUUUGACCUGAUGAUGGCGCUAGGGGAAAAGGUAAGGAGUCAUUACAGUGAUUAGGCUACAGUUCAUCCUAAGCUUGAUCCUGCCCCUGAAAUAAAUAAAUAAAAAUGUCAUUAUUAACCAUAUUUAAUGUAAUACAUGUAAAUGAACUGAUAAGAACUUUAAAGUAAUUGUCAGAAACCACAGGCCAGUGUUAGAUUAUUAAACUAGUGUGUAGACAUCAGAAAGCAUAUAUUUGGAUGAAACAUUGCCAAAGGGUCAGGGAGGGUUAGUCAUUCCUUUCCUUCUGUUAUUGACCAGCAAAGAGUUUAGAUGCUUUAGUGGUUUAAGCAGGUCAGUAAUGGGAGCUGCUGAGGAUGAGUGUGAUACAGAAUCAUUUCAGCCACAAGUGGUCAGGAGUGUACAGGUCUGAAGUGUUGACAUGAUCUUAAUGUGUAAAUGUCACAGUCUGCACUCAGCUUGUCAAUGUCUGAGCCUAAGUUUAUUUCUAGCUAGUUUAGUAGUGAACAUCAUCUGGAUCCUGAGCCAUAUCAUCAUAAGAUUCUUAACAAGAAGCUCCAAGCAUUGAACCACCCCUGUCAUCAUUACUGGUCAUCAGUGGGGUUUUCUUGUAAGCAAACAAAUAAUGUUCACAUUAGUAUUACUCACCAAAACACACAUGUUGGACCUUAACACUCCUUGAGGCCCAACAAAUUUUCUGAAAGCAUUUUUUCCUCCAUGAAACAUGCUUUCAAAGCAGAUUUUAAAUUACUUUCCAACUUGUGUUUCUUGUAUCCCUGUUAAAAUAGCAGGUCAGUAAUAGUAUUUGCUGUUUUUUUGUUCAUUAGAGGAAUACUGUGAAACUGUCAUUGGGAAUUGUACUGUGUGACUCACAUGCUCAAGCGCAUACAUGUGUGUUCCCAAGCUAGUAGAGCACAAAACACAAACAAAGCAGGCACCCAGUCAUCAAAACCUUGCUCCAUAGUUCAAGCAGUGAUCAAAACUCCACAGGACUCCUGUAAUGGAGCUUGCAUGACCACUUAAAAACUGGCUGAAACUGAACACACUUUGAUUUAGCUGCUUUGCUCCCAGUUUUCUUCUGGUUCAUGAGUAUCAGAUAUAAAGAGUUAUCGUCACUUACAUUUCAUUCUGCGAUGAGGAAAUCCCUGCGAUAGUAACAAAUGUACAUUAAUACACCAGUCUUAGUGUCUGCCACUUUAUUGUCAAUUAAUAAAUGUUUAAAUGUUGACUAUGUAUGAAAAAACUCAAAACUGCAAUAGCUGAUUUACACUUCGAGAGUGGUGAGAACAAACAAUGAGCAGAAACUGACUAGAAAGCUCAGUGAAGCCGAAGGGAACUGCAGAUUUGGGAGAUAAUUUCCUGUAGGUUCACAUUGUCACGUUGUUUUCACAUUGUCAUUUGAGUCAUAAAUGUUAUAAAAAUAUCAGUUAUAGCUGCUUUAAUAAUAAUUGUUAGCUUAUAAGUCAUUCUUUGUUAUGGUUUCUUCAAGAUUGCCUCUAAAUAAAAACUGCAUUUGAUCUUUAUCAGAAGGUAAAUCUGUUUCCUUUCAGUCAAGUUGCAGCAUACUGUUUAUUCUGCCUUGUUCACAUGAAUGUGGUACUACAGAUGGAUCUGCCUUGUUUGAUAUCUUGCAGAUUGAGACAUGUCCUCUCCACCACAAAGGGCAGAUAUCUCUGGGGGAACACAGAGCUGUGUUUGUGGAUUUCAUUCUGCAAAGCUACUGUAAAAUUUGUUUGUGUGACAUUCAAGUAAUCAUCAUCAUCAUUAUUAUCUACCUGUCGGGUUGUUCCAGCUGUUCUCACUGGUGCUUCAGGUACCAACUCCUGCCACCUCUUGUAUUGCCACACCUGCAUCUGUUGCUCUAGCCAUUUCGAAACAGCCAGCUCUGAAUUCAAGAAUGGUGAUCCCCGUGCCUGUGCUUUCCCGACAACCACCUCUUCCUCCAUUCCAGUCCCUUUACCCCUUUCUCCCUCAAUAAACCUCCUUCCCUCCGAA
Messenger RNA from Micropterus salmoides (largemouth bass), 6217 nucleotides. RefSeq names its product transmembrane protein 238-like. The transcript has a single exon. The record is from RefSeq and is a predicted model, not a curated record. Bases 288 to 782 code for a protein of 164 amino acids. Lineage: Eukaryota; Metazoa; Chordata; Actinopteri; Centrarchiformes; Centrarchidae.